Molecule: messenger RNA, 544 nt
Organism: Spirometra erinaceieuropaei
Lineage: Eukaryota; Metazoa; Platyhelminthes; Cestoda; Diphyllobothriidea; Diphyllobothriidae
Source: the annotation of a GenBank genome assembly
AUGAAGGAGGAGGAGGCCGCUGCAACGCAGUUGCAGUUGUCUCAGCAUGGUGUAAGUGCUGAGGAUUUUCGUUCGCUUCAUUACAUUCGUGUCGGGGAUCCAGUCCUGUCACUUCGGGCUCAGUAUUCGCCGAAGACAGCUGGGGGGGGGGGGAGUGAUCGAGUCUUCGCGCCUACUUCGUGUAGACCGCCCAGGUCUCUACUCCAUACAGCGGCGUCGGCAGGGUGACUGCCUCGUACAUCUGCAAGUUGUUGCUGAGAUGGGGAUCGUGACGGUUCCAGACGGUGUUCUGCAGACGGCCGAAGGCUUGGCUGGCCUCGUUAAUCUGGCGGGCCACUUCGUCGUCGAUUUUGGUGUUACAAGAGAGGACGUUGCUCGGGUAGGUGCAGUUGUCCACGACUUACAGUUGGGCGCCAUCCAUGUUGAUUUGGGGUGCGACGUAGGCAGCGUCGUGGGGCGGUUGAUGCAUGGCCGCCGUAUUCUCCGUGUUGAUGACCAGGCCGAAUUUGUCGCAGGCGGCAGCGAAGAGAUGCGUACCACUUAG